Messenger RNA from Mytilus californianus (California mussel), 534 nucleotides. RefSeq lists its product as uncharacterized. The coding region runs from base 1 to 534 and encodes 177 amino acids. The record is from RefSeq and is a predicted model, not a curated record. NCBI's taxonomy places the organism in Eukaryota, Metazoa, Mollusca, Bivalvia, Mytilida, Mytilidae. The transcript has 4 exons.
AUGGCAGAGAUUGUCAAUGAUACUGUAAAGGUAUUUUGGGCACAACCUGGAGUUUAUAUAAAUAUGACUGACAACAUAUCAGGAACAUACUGUAAAUGGACAGAAGGACAAGGAAGCCUAUGGGUAAACCAUAACGCAGAACAAAGAAAACUGACGUCAUUUCCGGAAAUCCAGACCAUGCUGACCUCUGGUGAGGAAGUAGGAUGGGUUGUGAAUAUUACUGAAUGUCAAUGUGCCUCGGGACCAGGAAACUGCUAUGAUGGCAUAUUGGGAGACACAAUCAAAGGUUUCAAAAUGGCGAAAGACAGUUCUAUACAUUUCUCCAAUUCCAUGACAACGAUCUUUCCUGUGGCCAUGAACUUCAUUCAACUAAUUACCUUUGUUAGUGUUGAUGCCAACAACACUGCCACAUUUAGAGCUAGACACGUGGACCCAUCAACAUGGGAACAAGAUGAUAUGGACAUAAUGAGUUGUCCAAUAGAUUCAGGAUCCUCAAUUGGAGACGGAGCUAAAUUCUAUGUGAACAACAUUUAA